This is a messenger RNA of Melanotaenia boesemani (Boeseman's rainbowfish), 2267 nucleotides long. RefSeq names its product protein FAM102B-like. The coding region runs from base 140 to 1231 and encodes 363 amino acids. The transcript has 11 exons. NCBI's taxonomy places the organism in Eukaryota, Metazoa, Chordata, Actinopteri, Atheriniformes, Melanotaeniidae. The record is from RefSeq and is a predicted model, not a curated record.
UUUGAACUUUGGGUUGAGUCUGAGCCACCGAGCUGCAGCAACAGCUGAGAACAGCGGUGACAGCAGCGGAGGAGGGUGUCCAGCUGACUGUCCAGCUCCCCUACUUCAGUCUGAGCUCUCUGUUUUGUAGUUACACAUUAUGUCUUUCAUUCUCACGAAGAAAAAGAGAUUUAAAUUUAAAAUAGACUUUGACUUGGAAGAACUGUCGUCAGUUCCCUUCGUGAACGGAGUUCUGUUUUGUAAAGUGAGACUCUUAAAUGGAGGCUUUGUCGAGGAGUCGUCUCGGGAACCCGUCCAAGCCAACUCUGUGCGCUGGAUGAAGAGGUUCUCGUUCAUAUGUAAAAUGAGUGCCAAUGCUACCACAGGUGUGCUUGACCCUUGUGUGUGCCGAGUGUCUGUGCGCAAGGAAUUGAAGGGUGGGAAAAGUUUUGCAAAGCUGGGCUUUGCUGACUUGAAUCUGUCAGAGUUUGCUGGGUCUGGCAGCACUGUACGACGGUGUCUCCUAGAGGGAUAUGACACAAAGAACAGCAGACAGGACAACUCAAUUCUCAAGGUUGUCAUCACCACACAACUGAUGUCUGGAGACCCCUGCUUUAAGACUCCACCAUCUACAGCCAUGACUCUGGGAGUCCUGCAGGGUGAAGCCGAGUGUCUCCUUGAGGACAGAAAAGGAGGGGACAUACAAGUGUCCCACUUUGUUACUGAGAAAGUAAAGCCAACAUCAGUCCCAGAGGAGCUGUUAGCAUAUGGUCACUCUAGGACACCCAGCUAUGCAAGUCAGUUGUCUAAAAUUUCAGGUUAUAGUUCGAACAACUCAAGUUCAACAGAUCUAAGCCAUCGGCGAACUGGCUCAGGGGGGUCUGCUUCUACAGGCAUCAGUAGCAUAGAACCCAGUGAUCAGCAGGGGGAGAGGGGAGAGAAGGAAAGCAGGUCCACUCCCUCCAUCUCUCCAUGUGAAAAUUCUUCCACCCCCAUGAAGGUUUUAAGACACCCAGUGAAGCAAAACUCAGUGGAGAAUCAGCUGAAGCGAGUUGAUGCAACCAGGGUGGACGCUGAUGACAUAAUAGAGAAAAUCCUGCAGGGCCAGGAUUUCAGCCACAGCGUCUUGGAUUCCAGUGCAGAGGAGGAGGGGCUCAGCUUGUUCGUUGGUCCUGGUGGGAGUACAGCCUUAGGAAGCCAGCAUUCGAGGGUCGUGACUGGAGCUUUUGAGCAGGUGGUGAUCAAGGGGUAGGCUUUAAGAAGCAUAUGUCUGACACAAGAAGGGCUCUAUUUCUCUGGUGUGGGGGCCACAAGAACAGGCUGUGGAUGUGCCAUCAGAACUUGCUCCCGUCUCACUCCAUGAGAUUUAAUUGCUCUUAUGCAAUGCCUCCACACGUUCUCCAGUGUCUGUUGGCCAUGGCAGCCCCCUAGUGUUCAAGAGGUGGAGCUGAUGGUCGCAUUAAAAACAGACUGAGAAAACUGCUGAACACACAUCUCUUUUUGGUCUUCAUGUUUUCUGUAAGGACACUGGAUUCAUACUGUAUGUAUUCUGCUUUCUUAUUUUGAUAGCAAUUAAAAAGUAUGUUAAUGCAUCCCAUGUGUCCAUACACUCAGCCAGAUACAACUAUGAUUCAGUUUCAUUGUAAGCAAAAAGAAAAACUUUCUGUACUGAAAGGACUUUAUGUAAUAACUGACAAAGCGUUCAUAGCUGCUCAUCUUAAACUAAAGGAAACACAUUAAGAUAAUGUGUCACUUUUUCCCAUUUGGACAAUUUUAUUUUAUUUAAGAAGAGAAUCUCAGAUGACUGCAGUUGUUUUAGAAACUGUUCUAUUAUUAAUUCUAAAAUAAUUUGUAGUACAAUAGUUGUCUGAAUUAGAGGUUUGGUGGGGGUAUUGUUAUGUAUUCCCGUGUAUUUAGAAGUUGAGAAAACUGACAGCACAAUACAUUACAUCUAAGGACCUUCGCCCAUAAUAAAUAAAAACCUCUGUUCACCUGGUUGUAAAGGAGAAUAAGAGCGUUUAAAUACCAUUGGGUUAGUAUAUGUUGCUAAUGAAGUAUGAAAUCUGUAUGUUUGUGUAUUCUAUGUAUGUAUAUUCUGAUAUAUGUGUGGGUGUGUUUUGUAAAAUUAAAAGUAAUGGAUUAAUUUUUACCCUUUUUUGUGCCAAAGUUUAAUGUAAAAGGAGUAACAUGUAUAUUUGUUUCUACAUUAAGUCACAUCAAUAGUUUGUAUGCAAAGUUCCAGAAAUAAUCCUGGACAGAUUUUUAAAUAAAUAAUAUAUGUGCACAUA